AUGGCAACCGACCUUUGCUACACGCUCGUUUAUCAAGACGACGCGACAGAAACACCCUCACUUCAAGACUUUCAAAGAGCCUUUGAAAAGGGCUCUGAUGACACUCGUAUUGAAACAAUGAAGAAGCUGCUUGUCAUCAUGUUGAACGGCGACCCUAUGGAGAAGCUCUUGUUGCAUGUCAUCCGUUUUGUGCUGCCCUCUAGAAACAAGCAGCUGAAGAAGCUGUUGCAGUUUUAUUGGGAAAUCUGUCCCAAGACAAAGCCAGAUGGCAAGCUCAAAGAUGAGUUUAUUCUAGUCUGUAAUGCGCUUAUGAACGAUCUUCAGCAUCCCAACGAAUACAUUCGAGGCUCGACCCUUCGUUUCUUGUGCAAAAUCAAGGAAGCUGAAGUGCUCGAACCACUUGUGCCUUCUGUCAGAGCUUGUUUGGAACAUCGCCAUUCUUAUGUCAGAAAGAAUGCCGUUUUUGCUAUUGGCGCCAUCUUCAAGGCCUUUGAUCACCUCUUUCCUGAUGCACCUGAAGUAGUUCAAUCAUUUUUGCUCUCAGAGGCAGACAUGACCUGUAGACGCAAUGCUUUUGUUGUAUUGUGCAAUGUCGAUCAACCUCUCGCUGUUCAAUAUCUCUUGCAAGUGAUUGAUUCUAUCCCUACAUUCGACGAAUUAUUACAGUUAGCUGUUAUCGAGUUGAUUCGUAAAGACUCCAAGGUCAGCUCUGCAAACAAGGCUGCUUACAUCCGCUGUUUAUCUGAGCUCUUGGCAGCCGCUUCUCACUCUGUGAAAUACGAAGCUGCUGCUGUGCUCUUGUACUUGACCACUAGUCCUGCCGCUGUCAAAGCCGCUGCUUCAUGUUAUAUCGAACUUAUCGUCAAGGAAUCAGACAACAAUGUCAAGUUGAUUGUACUCGACAGACUCGAAGAAAUCAGAAACAAGCAUGAUCGUGUGUUGGAUGAUUUGGUCAUGGAUAUUCUUCAAGUUUUGUCCAGUCCUGAUAUUGAAGUGCGUCGCAAGGCUAUUCGUAUUGCCUUGGAGAUGGUUUCUUCCAGAAACGUCCAAGAAGUUGUGCUCUUCCUCAAGAAGGAGUUAUCCAAGACACAAGAUGAUGCUUAUGAAAAGAACACCGAAUAUCGCCAGCUGCUGAUUCAAUCCAUUCACACGUGUGCUAUCAAAUUCUCAGAAGUCGCCGCCAAUGUUGUUCAUGUGCUUAUGGAGUUCUUGGGCGAUUCCAACAACCCAGCAGCUGUCGAUGUAGUUGCCUUUGUACGUGAGGUCGUUGAAAAGUUCCCUGGGUUGAGAGAAUCUAUUUUGGAAAAGUUGCUGGAUACAUUUGCUGAUAUGAAGUCAGGAAAGGUGUUCCGUGGUGCACUUUGGAUCAUUGGUGAGUACUGUGAAAGUAUAAAGGAGAUUGACGAUGCCUGGAAGCAAAUUCGUCAUGCUUUGGGCGAGAUCCCAUUGUUAGCAUCAGAGCAAAAGCUGUUGGACGCUACUGAGGCAGCUGAUAACGAGGAAGAAAAGACUGACAAGGCUGCUGUUCCAUCGGGUGCUGCUGCUCCUCGUCGCAUUCUUGCUGAUGGUACAUACGCUACCGAGAGUGCCUAUACUGAAUCCUCUGCAUCUGCAUCCAGAUUAGAGGCUGUCAAGGCUGCCAAGAAACCACCACUUCGAUCUCUCUUACUUGCUGGCGAUUACUUUCUUGGUACCGUUCUAUCCACUGCUAUCACCAAGUUGGUGCUUCGUUAUAACAAGAUUGCCUCGGACGCAUCCCUCGCCAAUGCUCGCAAGGCUGAGGCCAUGUUGAUUAUGACCAGUAUUUUGCGUAUCGGUCAGUCCAAGUUCGUUGCUUUUGAAAUUGAUGAAGAUUCAUACGAUCGCAUCAUGCAAGACUUGCGCAUCGUGGGUACUGCUGGUCAAAGCGAAGAAAUCAGCACUGUCUACUUGCAAGAUACUCGCGAGGUGUACGCGAAGCAACUUCAAGCUGAGGACAAGCGUUUAGCUGAUGCCAAGGCCGAAAGUGAAGCCAGUGUUCAAGUUCAAGUCGACGAUGCUAUUGCCUUUCGUCAAUUCUCCAAGAAGUCUGGCGGUGCUACUGAUGAGUAUGACCAAGACCUCUCUCGCGCUACUGGAUCGCUUGAUGAUAAGGAUGAUCUAAUGUCCAAAUUGAAUCGUAUUGUGCAAUUGACCGGUUUCUCUGAUAAGGUAUACGCCGAAGCUGUCGUCAAUGUUCAUCAAUACGACAUUUUGAUGGACGUUUUGAUUGUGAAUCAAACAAACGAGACCUUGCAAAAUUUGACAGUCGAAUUUGCCACCCUGGGUGAUCUCAAGCUUGUUGAUCGUCCUGCUACACACAACUUGGCUCCUCACUCUUUCUUGACAGUCAAGGCACCCAUCAAGGUCUCUUCCACUGAAACAGGCGUCAUUUUCGGUAAUAUUGUCUACGACUCACAUGGAUCCACCGAGAACUGCGUUGUUUUGAAUGACAUUCAUAUCGACAUUAUGGACUACAUCAACCCUGCCUACUGUAACGAGACUCAGUUCCGUUCCAUGUGGACUGAAUUCGAAUGGGAGAACAAGGUCAAUGUUAAUACCAAUGUUGGUGAUCUGAGAGGUUACUUGCAGCAUAUUAUGGAUUCUACCAACAUGAGCUGUUUAACACCCAAGAAGCAAUUAGAAGGAGACUGUGGCUUCUUGUCUGCUAAUAUGUAUGCCAGAAGUAUCUUUGGUGAAGACGCACUAGCAAAUUUGAGUAUCGAAAAGAACGGAGAUGGACCCAUUACUGGUCAUAUUCGUAUCCGCUCAAAGACUCAAGGCAUUGCAUUAAGUCUUGGUGAUAAAAUCACAUUAGCACAAAAGACAGUUGCUUAA
Messenger RNA from Mucor velutinosus, 2856 nucleotides. RefSeq lists its product as uncharacterized. Gene Ontology annotation, cellular component: COPI vesicle coat; cytoplasm. Bases 1 to 2856 code for a protein of 951 amino acids. The record is from RefSeq and is a predicted model, not a curated record. The transcript has 9 exons. NCBI's taxonomy places the organism in Eukaryota, Fungi, Mucoromycota, Mucoromycetes, Mucorales, Mucoraceae. Gene Ontology annotation, molecular function: structural molecule activity. Gene Ontology annotation, biological process: intracellular protein transport; endoplasmic reticulum to Golgi vesicle-mediated transport; intra-Golgi vesicle-mediated transport.